This is a messenger RNA of Cylas formicarius (sweet potato weevil), 1913 nucleotides long. RefSeq lists its product as uncharacterized. Bases 206 to 1402 code for a protein of 398 amino acids. The record is from RefSeq and is a predicted model, not a curated record. The transcript is spliced from 7 exons. NCBI's taxonomy places the organism in Eukaryota, Metazoa, Arthropoda, Insecta, Coleoptera, Brentidae.
CCUACUCAGUACCGUCGAGGUAGUCGCGCACGGUGUACCACACGGCUCCCUCUCCCGCCUCUUCGUGAUGCGUUAAACGCGGUUGAUUUGCGAGAAGACUCGAUUUCACUUUCACACGCGCUAGACGCGCAAUUGUUUUCGGUAUACAUAGAUAGGCAGGAGUCUUUGGGGAAAAAGAGACCGUUUCGUCCCCUACGCCGCCGAGAUGAUGCUCGUUUGUUAUGCGGGGAUGCUGUUGGCGUUCGUCGCUGCCGCAGGAUAUGCCAAAGUGGCACCCGAAGUUCAAUGCACCCCGGAGCAGAUGAGGGUCGAGAUACCGCUGGACGCGAACACCCAAAGCAUUUACGUGCAGGGUCUGAGGGACUACCCGGAUCCAGCUUGCCGGCCCCACACGGACGCCUCUGGGAAACUAGCCGUGCUCGAGCUCGAUCUGAAGGACGUCUACAGAUGCGCGGUCACUAGGGUGGUCAACAAGCAAACGGGCAAAAAAAUAUAUUACCAGACGUUGGUCGUCGAGAAGACAGAGGCGGAGGGACAACCGAAAACGAGGGAAAUGGUUCACGUCAAGUGCUCCAUGCUGUCGCUCCGAGAUCAUGCCAUCACCAGGAGGCAGGUGUUUCCCGCAGGAUUCCAGGAACCCGAGUUCUUGGAAACGACCACGAGCCUGAUAGGAAUGGCACCCCAACCUAAUAUCACGGUGGGCGUUAGACAAGCGGGGAAAUUGGUAACAGGCGAGCUGAACGUUUCACCUGGAACGCCACUUCAGAUGGAGAUCUCCCUGGACCCGGCAUCUACCUCCAUUUACGGCCUCCUGGUCACCCACAUGCAGGUGUCGGACACCAAGGCGCAAGAGGAGACUAUUAUUUACAACGGAUGUUCAGUGGAUCCUUAUUUAUUUGAAAACUUCAACACGGUAGACGGAGACAAUUUGGUGGCGAAGUUUAGGGCGUUCAAGUUCCCGGAAUCGUCCUACGUCCAGUUCAAGGGAACAGUGAACGUGUGCUUGGACACUUGCAAGGGGGUAGAAUGCAGCGACGGAUCUACCGGCUACGGACGAAGGAAACGAGCGAUCUCGAGUCUACCGCCAGAUCCCAACAAGAUAUUUGAGAUCACUAUCACGUCCUUCAUCAAGGUGAACUACGAGGACGACGAGGAAAACUUUGAGGAAAUGGUCAAGAACGCCACCAAGAUCUAUAACAAUAAGAAACUGAUCGUCGGCAAUCAAAUGACCGAAGACGACGUGAGAUAUUACGCAGACAACGACAGAAGCGAGCCGGAUCUGGUCAAAGUGCUGAAAACGGAAGAGAAAUACACGAAUAUAAUCGCGGAGAAUCGGGCCAGCUCAGCAUCCCUUCCCGCGGCUUUCGUAAUCGUCGCCCUAAUUAAGUCGCUAAUUUUGUAAAUAAUUAUCCUCCCCCGGAAAUUUGUCCCGACAAGUGCGAAUACUAUUUCCUUCGUCGUUUCGCUAGCGUCCGUUGCAAUUAUUGUAAAUACCCGCCGGAUCGUGUAUUUAUUGAUUUGUAAAUAUGUCUGUGAUAAUAUAAGUAAUGUCUCCUGGUACUUGUGACGCGUGUCCGUUACGUCAUGGCGGGGGUGGGGGUAACGCGCGUCGCCAUGUCGCACUGCUGACACUUCGGUCCGUGACCUCCGCCUCUCGACAUGUGUUCCGUUGUCGGAUUUGAUUUUCGUAAUUUUUGACGACUAAAAACGUUCUAACCAACCGCUCAACCGUGCGUGUUAAUAAACUGCCAGUUACUAUAAUUUUUUUACUUAAUUUUAGGGAAUAACGCCACUUUUUCGUUUUCCUUUUUUUUUGGAUUUUUUUUUUUGUCUAAAACCGCAAAAAAUAUAAUGUGAAUUAAUACGACUAGUCUUUGGUUUGUAAUUUUAUUCGAAAUAAACGUAUAACUAAA